Polyodon spathula (Mississippi paddlefish) is the source of this 638-nucleotide messenger RNA. RefSeq names its product trichohyalin-like. The coding region runs from base 8 to 430 and encodes 140 amino acids. NCBI's taxonomy places the organism in Eukaryota, Metazoa, Chordata, Actinopteri, Acipenseriformes, Polyodontidae. The record is from RefSeq and is a predicted model, not a curated record. The transcript is spliced from 5 exons.
UGACACGAUGGACCACACAGAAAGAUUUGAAGGGAUUCUGAUGUCAAAGGCAAUGAGAGCCAUUUGCAAAGAAGAGGACUACGCCUUUUUGAGAAGCUUGGAUGAGAGACGACACGUGUUGUCAGAUGAAAUCCAGCAGGUUCAGAAAGAACUGGAGGAAAGGCACGAGGAACGGGUCCAGCGAAGGAACCAAAGGGAGCGCAGAGAAAAAGAGAGACAAAGAGAACUGGAAGAGAUGCAGAAGGAGAAACAGGAGCAGUGGAGAAACCAGGCAGCUAUAAAGGCAGCUGCACAGGAGAGAACCCUCAGAGAGAGAGCCGACCGGCUAAAGCAGUUUCGGGAUUUUCAAAGGCAUGUCCUGGAAGAGGAGCUUGGCCUGUCUUCUGGAGCAAACUCAAAGGAGGUAGAAGACUUGCUCUUGAGAAUUUAGCUUCAUUCCCGAUGAUUAGAGGCAGUCCAGAUCUAUGGAUAACAGAAUUCCUUGGAAAUCACUGGAUUUGCAGGCUCACGUGCAAUUCAUAGUCUUCCGCAGAUUCACCAUAUUCUACAGCUACAUCUUCAUCAUAAUUAACAUAAAUAGACUGCUUAAAGUGAUCUGAAAUAUAGAACUUCAUUGUUUUGUUAAAUUAACAGAUGUU